This is a messenger RNA of Rubroshorea leprosula, 1366 nucleotides long. NCBI's taxonomy places the organism in Eukaryota, Viridiplantae, Streptophyta, Magnoliopsida, Malvales, Dipterocarpaceae. The record is from the annotation of a GenBank genome assembly.
AUCAAUGAUUCUGCCCGGCGGGUGGGACGGGCUGGGCAUUUGGAGCGGGUCCAACGAAUCUGGCGGGCUAACACGGGCCAAUUUGCAAAACGGGCUAGUGCAUGAAACCGGCCCGUUUUUAUGUCCAGGUCCGGUUCAACCGGUUCAACCGGCCGGGCCGGGCCGGGUUUUAAAACCAUGAAAAAAAAUUGAUAUGGUUCCUUUUUGAUUGAAAAAGACAUUUUUUGACUGAAUAUACUUUGUUGACAAAGGAAACUCACGUCACAUUUUUUCACGCUCUCCUUUCCCCACUUCACAUACACCAUUGUUUUCUGCUCUUCCGCCCCCACUUUUCUCCAUCUUCGUAUCCAUGUGGAGGCUCCUCCUGAUUUUAGUUUUUGGUCUCUUGGUGCGAUCAACUCAUGGUGUCGCACCGUCUGAUUAUGGAGAUGCAUUAUCUAAAAGUCUUCUCUUUUUCGAAGCACAGAGGUCAGGAAAGCUCCCUCAAUCGCAAAGGGUAAAGUGGCGCCAAGACUCUUCUCUUCGCGAUGGCUUCCAAUCUCAUGUUGAUUUGGUAGGAGGAUACUAUAGUGGUGGUGACAACCUUAAAUCAAGCUUUGAAAUGGCAUAUUCAAUCACUAUGCUCUCUUGGAGUGUGCUAGAGUUUGGUAGCUACAUGGAACUGGAAUUGCAGUAUGCAAAAGAUGCCAUUCGGUGGGGGACUGAUUUCCUUCUCAAAGCAACAAACUCCUUUGGCUAUGUAUAUAUUCAAGUAGGAAACCAAAAUCACAGUGGGCAGAACUGCUGGCAGAGGCCUGAGGAUUUAGAUGGCCCUAGACAACUUUAUGUUGUCAGCAAACAAUCUCCUGGAUCAGAUGUUACAGCGGAAAUUGCUUCUGCACUCGCUGCGUCUUCCAUGGUUUUUAAGCAUAUUGACCCUGCCUAUUCUGCAAAGCUCCUUGAAAGAUCUGAAAAGAUUUUUCAAUUUGCAGAUGAGAAUCGAGGUCCAUACAUCAUUAGUUUGGGUCCAUGGGUGUGCCCCUUUGGUUGUUCAGCUGAAUAUGAGGAGCCUGUCGAAGAAGCCAAAGGAAUUGGUUGAACUUUGAUACUCUACUAUUUUUAGCUAUAGUAUAGAAUUAGGGUUAAUGUAUUUGGGGAGUUCAUAUUUUUAGUGGAUUUUUUUCUUGGGGAGUUUGAGUCUGCUUCACCAUCCCUUGUUGUUCAACUCUAUCUUGAGGAGUUCAAGUCUUCUUAGUGUAAGGGUUGAGUCUACCCCGUGCCUUACAUCAAAAACAUCAAAAAAAAAAUAGGGGUGGGGGGUGUGGUUUAUGUCAAACUUGUUAACUUCCUUGUGUGUCACUUUUGCAAAUGAAUUUAUUUUUUCUCU